AAUGCGGAAGUUAAAUUGUUGGGCUGAGGCCGCUUCCGGUUUACUACAUUUGUACUGUUUUUAAAUUGGCCAGAUGCUACUUGCACGCUGAGAAGCGCUUUCUUUAGAUAAUGACUGCUUUUAGUACAUUCUGAACGCAGUCAUAGAGUUGGGGGUUAGGGGGGCGAGUGCGUCGCCUCGUGCCGUUUGCGUGGCCGCUGCGUAGGCUUCACUGCGGUGGGGUUGACGUGUUUGCCCGCAGCUCACGUUAGUGAUGGCUGCUGGAAUAGUUUCCUUGCAAACUCUGUGACAAGUUCCAAGUCGGUUUACGAUGACGAGCGAAGAGGCCAAGAGCACCGCGGCGGUCAACGAAGACGACGACGACGCCUCCGCUCCUCCGUCCGAUUCCAACGAACACGAUUAUGCGGAGACUGAGUUCGCCGACACCUCCACCGCCGCUGAACUCCCAGCGUGCGCCGGGGAUGAUGAGGAUGAGGAGGUGGACGAUCUCCCCAAAGUGACCGUACAUCGUGGCCGUCGGCGGGCCAAGGCCCAGGAGGACAAGAUGUGCUGCUGCUGCAAGGGUCAGUUUGAGCGGCAGGGCCGUGGCUUCAACCGGAGGGCUGUGUUCACCUUCACCACACCAGAGGCCGCCCAGUGGGUCUUCCCCGACGCCUGCGCCAUCGGCAAAAAGUCGUUUGUGUGCGAAACGUGCGCGCAGGUCAUCAGGACGAAAUGCUGGCGCAAGAACAACGGGAAGAGGGUCUUGUGGCUCAAACCUGCUGCGGUCAAACAAGUGAGCAGCCGCCACAGGAAGAAGGGCCAGCGCAUGGGCAAGAAAAGCCGCGCGGCUCUGCUUGUGAGCAAGUCGUGCUACCGCUCGGCCUUCCGGACGCUCUGGUCGGCUAAGGGCGCGCGCAAGCCCAUGAUGGACUUCCUGAGCCGCGAGCUGCGCGAGGAGAUGAAAACACUAUCGCGCCACGCCGACAGCCCCUUCCACCAGAAGGUGUCCAGCAAGAAGCUGCUCUCCUUUUUCCCGUGGGCGCGCUGCCUCAGCUGGGUGCAGGAGCAUGCGCCGCUCGUCACCACGUGCCUGCGCUCGCUCUUCCCCACCGUCAACGCCCUCGUCAAGAGCAGGCACCAACUGUCGGCGUCGGAGGCGGAGCUUCAGGUGAUGCGCCGCAGCGUCCUGACGCUGGCGGUGCCGCUGUUCACCAGGAACAUCUGGACCAACAACUUCCUGCAGGCGGCGCUGGGGGCCAAGCUGCGUCUUCAGGGCUGCUCCGGACCCGCUCUGGACACCCUAAACAGCCUGGGCCUGUGCCAGAACAAGGACACAGUGCGCCUGCGCCUACACCGGUUACGUGGCACCGCCAGCGGCGGCCACAACAACAAGGCGAACGGAGGAGAAAGUCAAGAGCACAUGAUCGACAUGGAGGAAGACGACGUCGAGGAUGACGAGGAAGAUGAAGAAGAUGAGGAGGAGGAGGAGGAAGAAGAAGAAGAAGAAGAAGAAGUGGAUGACGAAGAGGAGGAAGCGCGGGUGCGAGAGGACGUUGCUUUCAACCUGUAA
Molecule: messenger RNA, 1552 nt
Organism: Hippocampus comes (tiger tail seahorse)
Lineage: Eukaryota; Metazoa; Chordata; Actinopteri; Syngnathiformes; Syngnathidae
Product: bromodomain adjacent to zinc finger domain protein 2B-like
Exons: 6
Coding region: 311-1552 (413 amino acids)
Source: RefSeq, a predicted model, not a curated record